This is a messenger RNA of Penicillium robsamsonii, 183 nucleotides long. Its product is annotated as YjgF/Yer057p/UK114 family. Lineage: Eukaryota; Fungi; Ascomycota; Eurotiomycetes; Eurotiales; Aspergillaceae. The transcript is spliced from 2 exons. The coding region runs from base 1 to 183 and encodes 60 amino acids. The record is from RefSeq and is a predicted model, not a curated record.
AUGUCGGGAAAUUACGGCUCCGAAUAUACCAGCUCCAAGCUUACUGCCCAUGGCUUCAAGUUCUAUAACUCUAUCCCAUCCUAUCCGAGCGAGGAAGCGGAGAUCGCUUUUGAACAUGUUGAUCGUGCCCUGAAUGCUGCUGGGUUCGGAGAUGAUGCGUGGGAAUAUGUAGAUAAGGUUUGA